AAUCUUUAACAGAUAACGCGUCUGGAACAGACCAACCUCCAAUAAAAUUGGAGAGAGACAUAAACCUAACACACACAUACACAAACCAAACAACUAUCGAAGUCUUUCAAUCUUAUCAUUCAAGUCAACGGAAACCAUGGAUUCAGAGAUCGUGUACGACUUCUCUCCAGUGUUCAUAAUCUACAAGAGUGGCCGCAUCGAGCGCCUCACCGGUGAAACCAUCGUCCAAUCUUCUUUAACUCCCCACAACGGCGUCGUUUCUAAGGACGUCGUUUAUUCUCCCGGCGAUAAUCUCUCCGUCCGUAUUUUCCUCCCGGAGAAAGCCGCGAAGACCGGUGAGAAACUCCCUCUCCUCGUUUACUUCCACGGAGGAGCAUUCAUCAUCGAAACCCCUUUCUCACCGACUUACCACACUUUCCUCACGACGGCUGUAUCUGCUUCCGACUGCAUAGCAGUGUCGGUGGAUUACCGGCGUCCACCGGAGCAUCCCAUUCCGAUCCCUUACGAUGAUUCAUGGACGUCUCUCAAAUGGGUAUUCACCCACAUCGCCGGUUGUGGACCGGAGAAUUGGCUGAACAAACACGCCGACUUCAGCAAAGUGUUCCUCGCCGGAGACAGCGCCGGUGCGAACAUCACUCAUCACAUGACGAUGAGAGCUGCGAAGGAGAAACUGAGUCCCCAUUUGAGCGGUUCAGGAAUCUCGGGAAUCAUCUUGGUUCAUCCUUACUUCUGGUCUAAAACACCAGUCGACGACAAGGAUACGACGGAUGUAACGACGAGGUCCAGAUCGGAGACGCUCUGGAGGAUAGCGAGUCCUAAUAGCAAAGACGGAGUGGAUGAUCCGUUUAUCAACGUCGUUCAAGCAGAGUCGGUGGAUAUCUCCGGCUUGGGAUGCAGAAAGGUUUUGGUGAUGGUGGCAGAGUUAGAUUUGCUAGUGAGGCAAGAUUGGUGUUACGCGGCGAAGCUUGAGAGGAGUGGUUGGAAGGGAGAAGUGGAGGUGAUGGAGACUGAAGGAGAAAAACAUGUCUUUCAUUUGAAGAAUCCUGAUACUGAGAAAGCUCAUGAGCUCGUGAAGAAGUUCGCAAGCUUUAUUAAGGGAGAGAUGUAGCAACUGUGCUGCCUGUGUAGAGAGAUGAAGAUAUAGUUUGGUCUCUCUCAAUCUCUGCAAUGUUAUAGUGAUUUUAUCAUAUUUGCACGAAUAAUACAAGAGACAUUAAUAA
Molecule: messenger RNA, 1220 nt
Organism: Brassica oleracea var. oleracea
Lineage: Eukaryota; Viridiplantae; Streptophyta; Magnoliopsida; Brassicales; Brassicaceae
Product: probable carboxylesterase 13
Exons: 1
Coding region: 137-1108 (323 amino acids)
Molecular function (GO): hydrolase activity
Source: RefSeq, a predicted model, not a curated record